Messenger RNA from Trichomonas vaginalis G3, 3747 nucleotides. RefSeq lists its product as uncharacterized. Lineage: Eukaryota; Parabasalia; Trichomonadida; Trichomonadidae. The record is from RefSeq and is a predicted model, not a curated record. The transcript has a single exon. Bases 1 to 3747 code for a protein of 1248 amino acids.
AUGAAUGAUUCUAUAGAAUACAGGGCUAUUGACAUAGCAAUAACACGUGGGGUGUCUCGUAAUUCCCCAUUUGUUCAAUACUGUUGGAAUACAAAGAAGUUUCCUUUGAUUAUCGAAUAUUGUAAGAAGCAAAUCUCAACGACAACCAAUACAGUCGAAAGACAAAAUUAUCUCAUGCUGAUUUUAUACAUGUUUUUUGAAAAACAAGAGUGCAUUACAAAUCAUAUUGAUUCAUUAUAUGAAAUUUUAACAAAAUAUAGCGAUGAAUUUCUUGAUAUCAACUGCUAUUACGUUCUUAAAGAUACAAUACAGAAAAUUAUUGAUUCAGGCGUCAAAUUUGGCGAAGGAAUUGAUUUUACACAAUCAAAAAUCGGCCCAGCGAUUAUAUUAUCGAGCAUUUUACAUUCUAAUACAAGUAGCAGCAUCAUAUUUGAUGAAAUAUUCAAUCAAAUUUCAUCAAAACAAUAUUUAACAAAUGCAGAUUUUAUUGCUCUUUGUUUUGCUAUGCAAGAGAUAAAGUACAUUGAUGUAAAUCAAGAUACAUACAAAUCCUACCUCAAAUUCAUUCAAAAAUGCUCAGAUUUGAUCAAUUUUAAAUUACAUUCAACAAAUCUAAUUGAUUGUUACACAGCAUUAAAGUACAUCACUCACCUUCUUCAAUUUAUUGGUGAAGACGACCUAAUGGAGAUACUAUCUCUCUUUUUAGUCCAAAUUAUUCACUAUGAAAAUGAAGAUGUUACUUCAGUUGGUCUAAUUACGACAAUGAUGAUGGCAUUACCACCAAAGAUCAAAGUAUUCCCAGCGGAUCAGCAAAUAACCGCGUUUUCUAAGUAUAUUUUUACAGAUUUAAAUUCAAUCAUCAUUGACAAGCAAAUAAAAGAGUUUAUCAACAAAAGGACAGAUUGUGUAUCAACAUUAAUUGGUUCUUCGAAGGCCAUGGACCCUAAAAAGCGUUGUUUGUUCAUUUGUGCCAAUACUUUACUUUGUGAUUCAUUACCUUUUGUAAAAUAUUGUUUUGAAACAGUUUUGACGAACAAAAAAGGUCCAAAACAGUCAGAAAGUCAAAAUAUCUUCAAGAAGAGACUUGAAGACGAAACAAGCCACAUCAUACAACAUAUGACACCGUUUUUUGAUUUAAACAAAGAUGAAAAUUGUUUCAGUUUUGUUUUGAGUUGUUUCUUCGAAUUAAUUACAGAACAGAAAGAGUAUUAUCCGAAGAUGUUUGAAUCAUUGAAUAGUGUUAUCUCUCAUCUAUCUAAGUUCCCUUAUUUGGUGCUAGAAAAGUACAUAACGAAGUCGAAUUUGAUCAAAGAAAAAGAAACUCAUAUCGAAUUUUGGAAAUUUUUUGAUAAAAAUUUUGACAAAAUUUCCAAUGACAAAAAAGAAAAACCAGCACUUAUAACUAAUAACUACUUGUUCUUGUUCUUAAUGAAUUGCUUGAAAUACUGCAAUUUCGUUUCUGAUGAAGUGAAACAAUAUAUUUUGAGAACUUUACAAAUAGUUUACGAAUUUGAUUUUGUCAACACAAAUUUGACAUGUAAAGAUAUUUUGAUGUUAACUCGAUCACACACGAACAUUUUAGAGGAAUAUCUAGAGAACGAGAUCAAAAAAGAUGAGUUUUCUGGCUACCAACCAAUAGCAUCAUGUUUCGUUGAUUCUGCAGCGACAAGUAUCAAAGACAACAAAUUGUUCAAAGCUGCUUUCAACUCAGUUCAAUCUUUGUCUCCUGAAAAUGGUGGAAAAAUAUUUUUGAACUUUUUCUUGUCACUUUUUUAUCAAAAUUCGAAACUUUGUUCAAAAAUUAUUUAUGAUUAUAGCAAAGACUUGAUUGAUAGAUCAUUCUUCUUCAAGAAGCCAGAACAAGAGAUAUUAUUACUUGAAGUUAUUGGCAGCAUUAUAAAUCAAGUUGAAGACAUUGAUGAAGAUGAAUUUUCUUUGAUACAAAAAGGAUUUUCUUAUUUGAUUUAUCAUGGUGAUUUAUACGAAAACAUGUCAAACAACCUCAAGUCCUGCUAUGGUUUCUUGACAACACAGCACAUGAUAGAUAUGAAAUUAUCAGAAGCUUGUUCGAAAUCAAUUCAUUUAAGUCAAUAUUAUGAUUUGAUUUUGAAAACUUGCCAAAAAACUGACAAAAUUUUGCCAGAUUUAAUCAAGUCGUAUUUAGAAUUUAUUCGUGACGAUGAAGAUGCAGAUGUAGAGCGCUUUGUUACUUAUAUUCAUCAGUAUACAAAUGAUUAUAGUUUAGUUGGAAAUCUCAUUUUGGAAAAUCUUGGAAAAUAUAAUCCAAAAUGUACUUUAAUUUGUUUAACAAAGCUGAUUCAAUUGUAUGAAUUAACUGAUGUUGCAAAAUUACAUGAUACUUUCAUUAAUGUUUUCUUUGUUGUCGUUGAUUUGUUAUCAAAUCAUCAAAAAGACAAAAAAGUUGCCAUCAGUUUCAUUGACACUUUUUGUCAAAGGGAAGUUCCCUUCAACGAAAAUAUCACUGUUUACAUUCGUGACAGUAUAUUAGACACAGACAUUGUUAAGCUCAUGGAUCAGAUUACUAAACGUAAUUUGACAAUGAAUGAAGCUAUUGUUUACAAAUCAAUUUUGGCGAAAGAAAGAAAAAUAGUUUUGCCACAAGAUUUUUAUUCUGCUAUUUUUAGAAUUGAACAGAUUUCAAACAGAAACAUAGAAGUUAAAUUUGUCAAAGCAGUUGUCAACUUCUUCUGUAACAACUACGACAAUUGUUUCAGAGGUUCUUUGCCAAUGAAAGACUACUUCGAAUACAUUGCAACAAUUUACGCAAAUGCUUUUAUGAUAAAUCAUGAUUUCUUCCAUCAUUUGGCAGAAUUUAUCAGCAAAAAUUAUGUUUCAAAGGAUGAAACAUUCUUCAAGAGUAUUCUUGAAUUCACAAAAAUUGUUGAUCAACUUCCAUGUGGCCACAAUCUUAUUUACAAGGAUAUCUAUUAUAUCAGCAUCGCAAUGAGUUCGAAUUGUGAUUUAGCAUAUGAUUCUUGUUUAAUUGAUAAUUUCAUUGAAUUUUCCGAUAUCAUGAGAAAUGAUUUGAAAGAGCCAAUGUUCUUUAUUAUAUUGAGAAACGAGUUAUCAUUAUUACAGAAGAAUCUUUCCAAACCGAACCAGAAGAUCUUUGAUUUAUUAGUUGAUUCUUUGAAUGAUAACUUAUUCACUGAUAAAAGAGAAAUUAUUGAUAUUUUGUGGCAAUUCGAUUUAGAUUUUCUCAGUGAAAAUUGCAAGAAAUACAUGCACAAUGAUAUGUCAAAAGAUUUCUACAAAGAAUCAACAAACUCAAUCAAACUUAAAUACAUUAAGUUAUGCAAUGAUUUCGGAGUUAAAAAGGAAAUGAGUAAAUUAAUUGUUUCUUCUUUCAAAGACGAAGGUUGGCACUGCAUGAAACAUAGAUGCAUCGAUUUGAAUGAAAAAGAUUUCUUGCCAAUCGACGAAGCUUUGCUAGAAAGUGCAGCAGAUAAUGAAGAAGCUUUUACUUGCUUGAAACAUGAAUUGGAUUGCAACGAAAUUGAUGAAAUCGUUGAUAAAAUACUCAAAAAUAAUUUGUUAUUUGGAUCGAAACAGCAAAUUUUCAUGAAAUUGGUCGAUUUGAAAGCUCCAAAAUGGAUUCUGGCUUUCGCUAAAAACCAAGAAUUUAUUAGCGUAGAAAAGUCUGAAGAGUUCAUUUUCGAUGCUGCAAAACAACUAUCCCAAGAUCCUUCAUUUUCGGAUUUAAUAAUCCAAAUGAUAUCAGACUAA